This is a messenger RNA of Rangifer tarandus platyrhynchus (Svalbard reindeer), 462 nucleotides long. The record is from the annotation of a GenBank genome assembly. Lineage: Eukaryota; Metazoa; Chordata; Mammalia; Artiodactyla; Cervidae.
AUGGCUGACCCUCUCCAGGGCCCGCCUGAGCCCCUGCAAGGGUUUUGCCAGCGCCGGCUCAACAGCGGCACCUGCUGCCCGGGGCUCUCCCUGCGGGGCGGAGCACCCCCUCCGCCCUGGGAGCCCAGCGGGACGCCAGCCGAGGGUCCUCUGUGGGCCAGCCCUGGACCAGCCCAAGUCCAGCGCAGGGGGGAAAAGAAGGAUCAAAACUUCAAGGCUCCUGGUUUGGGGGACAUGGGUUUGAUCCCUGGUCCAGGAAGAUUCCACAUGCCGUGGCGCAACCGAGCCUGGGCAUCACAGCUCCUGAGCCCUCACAGCCUGAAGCCAGUGCCCUGCAACAAGAGAAGCCACUGCACUGAGACGCCCACACACCAAGAGAAGCCCCCAGUCGCUGCAACUCGAGAAGGUCCACGUGCAGCCAUGAAGAGCCGGCACAGACAAAAAUUAAAAAUAAAUGAAUAA